This is a messenger RNA of Liolophura sinensis, 1873 nucleotides long. RefSeq names its product probable ATP-dependent RNA helicase DDX49. Gene Ontology annotation, molecular function: ATP binding; RNA helicase activity; nucleic acid binding. NCBI's taxonomy places the organism in Eukaryota, Metazoa, Mollusca, Polyplacophora, Chitonida, Chitonidae. The coding region runs from base 11 to 1366 and encodes 451 amino acids. The transcript is spliced from 12 exons. Gene Ontology annotation, cellular component: cytosol. The record is from RefSeq and is a predicted model, not a curated record.
GACUGAAGCGAUGGCAGGAGAAGGAGAUAUCUCAGAGUUUGAAGAUUUAGGGCUUAAUGAAUGGCUCUGUAAUCAGUGUAAAGCCUUAGGUAUAAGAAAACCGACGCCGAUUCAGAAGAACUGCAUCCCGGCUAUCCUAAUGGGUCAGGACUGUAUUGGGUGCGCCAAAACUGGAAGUGGUAAAACUGCAGCCUUUGCUUUACCUGUGCUACAGAAGUUAUGUGAGGAUCCAUAUGGAAUAUUUGCCCUUGUCCUAACUCCUACCAGAGAAUUAGCAUUCCAGAUAUGCGACCAAUUCCAGGUCUUAGGAAAACCUAUCGGAAUACGCGCCACAGUGAUUACAGGAGGAAUGGAUAUGCUGCAGCAAGGCCUUGACCUGUCUGUUCAGCCACAUGUUGUCAUCUCUACGCCAGGACGUCUUGCUGACCACCUCACCAGCUGUGAUACAUUCUCCCUGAAGAGAAUCAGAUUCUUGAUCCUUGAUGAAGCUGAUCGACUAUUAGAAGAUGACUUUGGAGAGCAGUUGGAGACAAUAUUUCAACGAUUACCAAAGAAAAGGCAAACGUUGUUAUUCAGUGCUACUAUUACAGACACUCUGAAAGAACUGCAGGAAGUUGCAUUAAACAAACCUUUCUUCUGGCAGGCUGAGUAUACAACAGCGACUGUUGAACAACUAGACCAGAGAUACAUGCUGAUGUCUGCGGAUGUUAAGGAUGCCUAUUUACUUCAUUUGUUAGAUCGCUACUCAGAAGAAAAUAAAACUAGCUCAAUUUUAAUAUUUACAAACACCUGUAAAUAUUGUCAGAUAUUGGGGAUGGUGUUGAGGGAGUUGGGUUUUCCCUGUGCAGUGUUACAUGCCAUGAUACCCCAGAGACAAAGGCUGGCAGCUCUCGCUAAAUUCAAAUCCAAUCAAGUCAGAAUUUUGAUCGCUACAGAUGUGGCCAGCAGAGGUUUGGAUAUCCCUAUGGUGGACCUGAUCAUUAACCAUAAUGUCCCUAACAGACCGAAGGACUACGUUCAUCGUGUCGGCAGAACAGCCCGUGCUGGUCGUGGAGGAAUGGCAAUAACACUGGUCACCCAGUUUGAUAUCCGGCUUGUCCAUGCCAUUGAGAGCUUUAUCAAAACCAAAUUGACGGAGUAUGAGACAGCUGAGAGUGAAGUGAUGAAGAUUCUAUCUGAGGUGGCAGUAGCUAAGAGGGAGGCAGAAAUUAGAUUGGAUGAGAAGGAUUUCGGAGAACAGAAACAGAUCAACAAAAGGAAAAAACUGAUAUUGGAAGGAGAGGAUCCAGAUGAAGUGGAAAAGCAGCAAAGGAAAAGAAGAUUAGAGCGUGGGAAACAAGGGAAAAAGAAAGCAAAGAGCUCUUGAUGUUGAGAACGAAUAUAUUGUACCUGUGUCACUGCAGAGAAAUGCCUGUGUUGGCCGUUUGGGUUCACCAAUCCAGCAAUCAGACUCUCCCUCUAGUCUGGUAACAGGGUUAAAAAUCCCCUGGCUACACGUGUGAAUAAUAUCCUCAGUUUUGACUUUUCUCUCUACUUUAUGAGUUUACUCCAGCCAUAAACUCCAGUUUACUCCAGAGAUCAGUGUGACUGGAGUUAUAGGACUGAAAAAUUCUUGAGCAAUAAAUAAAUAAACCUGUAGCAGGAUAUUCUUCAUGAUUAUUUAUCUAAGUAUGAUUUAUUUAAGUUCAUAGUACAUAACUGUCAUUAUCAUUUUUCACAUUAAAGAGGCAGAUACCCACUUUAUCCAAUAUCUGAACUAUCGCUAUAUGCUAUGUUCAUCCCUUGUAGGCCUAUGGAUUAGAUUUUUUGUGUGUAAUUAGGCAAAGACAGAUGUAUUCAUUGCUGAUAUGUAUAUGAAAUAAAAAAAGAUAUA